UAAAGGUGGGACUGAACAUGUGACAUUUCAAACCAUUAUAUAACAGGCUUAUUGUAGCUACAUGUUUCAGUGCAUAGAGGAAUAUCCUGACUUAACUGCAAAGAAAAAUCAGAUCAUGGAGGUCACAUCUCAACCUGCUGCAUUUGAACCCCAAGAUUUUCAAACAAGCUUAUAUGCCUGCUGUGACGACAUGGCCAUAUGCUGUUGUGGCCUCUUCUGCCUCCCUUGUUUGGGCUGUUCCAUUGCUAUCGACAUGAAAGAGUGCUGCUUAUGCGGUUUAGGCAUGCCAAUCCGAAGUGUUUACCGCACUAAAUACAACAUACAAGGUUCCCUGUUUAAAGACUGGUUAGUCUCGUACUGCUGCUUUACUUGUUCAGCCUGUCAGCUGAAGAGAGACCUCACCAUAAGGAUUCAUAAUGGAACACUGAAACCAUGAGAAAUGAAAGAGUUUCAGAGCACUGCUCUCUAGAUGACUGUCUACACUACCAGCGAGUCCUUGUGUAUUGCUCUUGGAAACUAAAGAUAAAGGAAAAUUAAAAGAGUUAAUUAUUUAUAAUGAAAAUGUCUUAAAAAUAAAAGUUCCAAAAAGGCGUUUUUUACAGCAAUGCAGUAUAUGAUACAGUUUUGGUUCCCCAAAGAAGCUUUCCGUGAACAGUUUUAACCCCUUAGCAUUCAAAAAGAGACCUUAGAAAUGCUAAUGGGUUAAAAGAACAAAUUUUUUCUUUGUGUGAAGAACAUUUUAAUAACGUAAAGAACCUUUUUGACUUCAUAUUUAGUAUGCUAAUAUGUACUAUGGCUUGUUUAACAGCUUGUUGUAAUUCAGUGAUGUAAUAAAAAUGAUGUAUGAAUUUGAGUAAAUUGAAUCAUGUCAUGAAACCACAUAAAAUUACUUUGAAACUACUUAACUUGAUGAUGUUGAAUUUACUUGAACAAAUUAUGUUUGUGAAUAUAACUGAUUCAUGUGGAACUGAUGUAUAUGAUUAA
Messenger RNA from Megalobrama amblycephala (Wuchang bream), 984 nucleotides. RefSeq names its product placenta-specific gene 8 protein-like. The transcript has 4 exons. NCBI's taxonomy places the organism in Eukaryota, Metazoa, Chordata, Actinopteri, Cypriniformes, Xenocyprididae. The coding region runs from base 62 to 436 and encodes 124 amino acids. The record is from RefSeq and is a predicted model, not a curated record. Gene Ontology annotation, biological process: positive regulation of transcription by RNA polymerase II.